AUGGGAGGCUGGCAACUCAUCUUGGAACUGCCCUGCUUCAAGAUCGAGGAGGAUACGGUGCGAAACCUUCUGUUCGAACUCUCCCAGUCCUAUUUCUUUAAGGACCAGGAUCCGCUUCUGGUCCUGGACUGCAUCUUGGACUUGGAGAAGGAAGCGGAACAGAUGAGGAUCGGAUCUGCUUUGCAGGAAGAAAUUCGAAGGAUCGCCAGCAAGAGCGUCCGUGAUGCGCAAGAGGCUUCGGAGUCAGACAUCGACUCCAACCUGCUACAGCUUCUCUUUGACACCCCAACAAGGCUGCGCUAUUACGUCAUCGAAAACUUCAUCAACCUGCGUUCUGCUGCCCAAGGCUUGAGGCAACUGCUGGUGAACUUCAGCAUCUGGAAAUUGCUGCUGAGUAAAAAGUGGCUCCAAGCACCAGGCAUCCGUGAGCUGCCGUUGUACAACACCCAGCAGGCGGGCAUGAGGAUGUUGACCGAGUCAGCCCAAAAACUUGACAAGGGCACCAUCAAUUUGGAAGCCCUGCACACAAUCAUCAAAUAUCGGGACAAGUACGAGCCGCUGGUUGAGCAGGUGGCAACACGGCCCACGGCCAUUCCUGAGAGUAGUCAGAAGCUCACCCAAUUCGACACGGAGUACAAGCAGCUGAGGCAAUACUUAGUUCGGUUCUGCCAGCCGGCGCACAUCGAGGCUGCAGAGCUGGAGCGAGUGGUGGAAGGGAUUAGCAGGGACUACGAAUCUAUGGAGUUGAACGUGGCAGCGGGUAAGUUCACAGGUUUAAAGGUGAGAGCGCACCUGGCCUGGCUCUACCAGCUGAAUUCCUCCACCGUCUUCUCGGGCAUCUGGAUGCAAACCGCCCGGCCAGAGGGUGGAAAUUCAGAGAGGAAAAUCGAGCAGGAAGAGGUGGUGAAUAGCAUCAUUCCGGCUGCCAGGAAGACUUGGGAGGACCUCGCGAAAAGCAUCGAAACGGGGCAAGCCAUUCUGAAGGACAUCAAAUGGGUUGUGGAGUCUACCAUGGCUCAAGUGGUUUAUGAAUUGAAGCUCUUGGAAACCACUGCGCCCAAGAGCAAGGCCUGGGUGGUGGAGGCCACGGAGCUGUGUAAGUCUAUGCGCCUCGCCGCCAAGCUGCGGCUCUGGGCACCCAGUAUGCUUCACCUCCGCAACCAGAGCUUGUCCGAAAUUUUCAAGGAGAAUCACAAGGAUGAGUGUGUUGAGAUCCUGAACCAAGUGGUGUGCGAGUACGAGCACAUGUGGACGAAAACCUUGGGAGAAAUGACCGCCAGUGUAACGCCCUACAGAGAGACCAUCAACACCUUGUCGGAGGCUAUGCAGGACUACACCAUCACCGCCGCCAAGCACGACAAAUCCUUGGAGUGGCUGCUGACCCGAUCUUCCACCGAGGACUUUAAUCUGCUGCUGUCCUUGUGCACGCCCAAUACGGACGAUCCCAUUAUCCUGGCUGCCAUUGCCUCCUUGAAACAGAUGCGAACCUUCUUGGCAGAGGCCCUCUACUCGAAACCGCCUUAUGCUGGGCUGCAGAAGUUCAUCGAGGAGCUGGCAAAGCUGAAGGUUGAUACUGCUGAGCAGCAAUGUUUGGAGUCGGUGCAGACGAGCUUUGAUCCGAUGUUGGAGCUGUUGACCACCCAUUCACGAACUCCUGGAGUGCAGGCGUGCUACGACCUCACGAAGAUUCAUCUCACAGGAACCUUCCACGUGACCUGCGCGUUGACGGAGAGCGGCCAGCUGAAAUGUCGGAUGCCGCCUGAGAGCGAGUUUGACUACGAGGCGUUGGCUGAGCUGCGGCGACAGCUGCUGAUGACCGACGUGCCCUAUGAGCUGGACGGAGCCAAAGAUCUCCCAGCGAUGUUGGACGUGUUGGUGGAGAAGCUGCAGUUGCUUGAGGAUUUCGGGCGGUGCACUAUGGAGCUGUACCGUCUAGGCCACUUCGCUUACCGCCUUAACGAUGAAGUGCUGGUGGUAUCACCCCAGGAUACGGUGGAGUCGGUGGCCAAGCGCUUGGAGGCUCAGCAGCACCAGCUGGAAGAUUGGCAACAGGCUGUCAGCGACGCCAGGAGCAAACACUACUUCCUGAACUACUACACCGUGCGUGAGCUCUGCUUCCUUUCCGAACUCCUUCCCCAUGUCGACAAGGAUGUAGAAUGGGGCAAAGUUUGGCCCUUGCUGCAGUGCGUUGAUCUGGAGGCGGAGGAGGCCAACACCCGGCAGAGAAUCCUGCUUCAACUGAAGCGUGAUUUGGCCCUCCUCAGAACGUCCAGUGGAGAGCCAGAUCGAGAGGUGAAAUUGCUGAAUGACGUGGGACAAAUGCUGGGAGACCUCUUCGAGGGAGCUGCGCCCCAAGUUCGUCCCUUACAGGGGCUGACGGAGGUGAAGCAACAGCUUCAGGGCGAUCUGCUGAUCCGUUCCAUGCAGAACAAGGAGCAAGGCACACCCAUCUUUGUCUGCUGUGCCGAUGAAGCCUGCAAGGUGACGGAGCUGGUGCUGUCGAUCUACACGCGCCGCGAGCGGGUGCCGGAAGCCGAGGAGUUGCUGCUCUGCUCCAGCCACACCACCUUGGAGGAGAUUGAAUUGCUACUGCGGCGCUUCUUCCACGCGAGGAAGCAUCAGCGAGAGGAUCGGCUCUACUGCGUUGGCAAUGUUCACCUGCUGCCGUAUGUGACCCAGUGUGGAACAGUGGAGGCCUUGAGGAAGAUGGAAGAACAGUUUGGUUUCGACCACGCUUCAGCUCUGGUUUUCGCCAGCGGCAUGCCCAACCAAAUGCUCACCAACGCCCUCAACAGGCACAAUCUGGCUGUCAGCAUCUUGCAGCAGGACCUGUUGAAGAAUGCGGUGGCCAUGGUAGGCGAGAAGUAUCACGGAAGACAGUUGGAGGCCGUCGCCGCGCAAAUGAACGGCGUGGGCAAGACGCACUACAUCCAUCGGCAAAUCGCCAAGCUCCAGGAAGAGCACGGAGGAAAAGCCUUGCUCCACCAUGUGGAGAUCAGGGAAACCACAGACAUCUCCGCGUUGGUGCAAAACCUGUUGAGCGACCCCACGGACCCACAGACCCCGACAGCGGUGCAUAUUGACUUGGCGCACAUCUUGCCGUCCCAUGUGGAUACCCUCCUCUUUGAGCUCUUGAUUGUGGGAAUGCUCCGGGAUACGCAUCUCUGCCGCGUGUACCACAGAAGGGCCAAGAAGGACUUCUUCUUCAUCGAGAUUCCCAACACUCCAGGUGAGAGCACUGCGAAGCAACUGUCCUUUUGCCUGAUAUUGCCUCGGGUCUACUUGAGCAUGACUCCAGACUGUUUGGAUGGAGAGAUGCCUGUCAUCAAGGAGGUGGAUGGCGCCCCAUUGAUCUCCUUUCAAAAGAACGAGCUGCUGGAAUUGGUGGGAAAGACUCUGGAGGCCAUGAGGAAAGAAGCCUUCAACCCCAAGUCCAGGCACUUCGACGUCACGUGGACGGGUGCUAAAGCAAAACCAAUCGAUCUCCCGCGCACCUACGAAUUGCUCGAAGAGGUCUGUAGCUCUGAAACCUCGCCACCGUCCUUCCUGGUCUUCAUGAACUUGGUCAAGUUCCUGGGGCAUUUGAUCAAGAGCGCAGAGGAGUGGAACAUGAUGAACUUGGCGCUGCUGCAAAACUUCGACCCAGGCUUGAAACACUUCAAGCAUUGCUUCUUCCGGCUGCUGAUCGAGACCUCUCGAGACUUUGCCCUGCGGCAAGUGCCAAAGGCGAUGGACACGACGUUUCCCUCCAUCCUUGCGCCUCCGACCCUGCCGCCCCAUUUGGGACGUGGGGUGAGUCGAGGUUCCGAUGGUGCCCCGCUGCCUCCGGAGCUGCUGCGAAAUCUCAGCGGCAUGAGCGGCGCGCCCACCCUCACCCGCAAGACCAGCGGACAGCGCGGAACGCCAUCCCUGCAGCGGCAGCAAAGUCGUGCGCAGCAGGAGAUAGCAGCACAGCACGAGGCAGACGCCAAAAUGGAGAAUACAGGAGUUGGAAGAAUCGAUGCCUCGGCUUACGUGGCACGCUUUGACCAGAUGCCUUCCUGGGAGAGCUGCAUCCAUCCUGUGGCCAACUUCAAGAAGAACGAUCGAGGUGCCAUCAUUGGCUGCAACAUCAUGAGCCUGCAAAGGGACUUCAUUGGCAAUUUCAUCGACAGGAGUUUGCAAAACUCGCUGAAUUUGAAUGACUUGAAACUCGACAGGGAUUGGUCCAAAGUUACGCACACAGAUGCUGUGGGGCUGGUGCAUCAGAUCGAAGGUGGUGCGUUGCUACAAAAGAAGGCCGUUUCGACCGACGUUGCGACGGUGGACAAUUUGAUCAAACUCAUGAGCAUCCAGCAGCGUUUGAAGUAUGGCCUGCCCGUGAUUCUCAUGGGCGAGACGGGCUGUGGAAAAACCGCGCUGGUGAAAUUCCUGGCGGACACCUUGGACUUCUCGCUCUUCACGUUGGACAUUCACGGUGGCAUCACGGAUGCCGCCAUCGUGAAGUUCCUGGAGGAUGCGAUUCAGAAGGCUGACGACGAGCGUGGAGUCUUGGUCUUUUUUGAUGAGAUCAAUGCAGCGAACUGCAUGGCACUCUUCAAGACAAUCAUCAUCGAUCGCAUGUACGGCAACAAAGUGAUCCCGGAAAAUGUUCGCAUCAUCUCCUGCUGCAAUCCCUACAGGAAACGGCGCAACAAGGAAUUGGAGGACGUGGCGUUGGUCUACAGCGCGGCAGCAGGUGAUGCUGCCAGUGGCAUCUCCGACCCCAUGAAGGAGUUGGUUUAUCGCGUGCAUCCGCUGCCCGAGAGUUUGAUCGACGUGGUCUCUGACUUCGGUUCCCUCUCCGAAGCUUCCGAGGAACUCCCCAACAAGGACGCGGAAGGUGCUGAGGAACGGCAAAAUCAGGCAGCGCAGGCUGGGCAGGUGCAGCCCCCCAUUGCGGAUGAGUAUGAGGUCUUUAUCAGCUCUUUCUGCGAGUUGCUGUGCCAAUCGCAAAACUAUGUGCGCGAGGUGAAUGAAGGCGAACGCAGUGUGGUGUCAAUGCGCGACAUCGGCCGUGCAGCCCGCGUCUUCAAAUGGUUUUUGACCUCCUAUUCCCGACUUCACGGUGAGAGCGCUUCGGCGGCCGUGAAGGACGAGAAGGACGGCACCUUGAAGAUCGAUGUGUGCGCCAAGCUUAGGGAACACUUGAGGAGAGCUUUGGUCCUCACCAUGGGCUACUGCUACCAUUCUCGGCUGAACCGCGACCAACGCUGGGGCUACCGCAAGAGGCUUUGUGAGACUUGGGAACGCCUGAGGAGCAAGGACGAUGGAGCCAUGGAGUGGUUGAAGCUGGCGGACGCCAAUGAGCUGAACAAAAUGCUCAUCGACACCUCCUAUGAGUUUGUGUCACAGAUGGAUCUGGGUGAGGGCAUCGCGCUGAACGAAGCGCUUAGAGAGAACCUCUUCAUGCUGCUCGUGAGCGUGAUGAACCAGAUUCCCAUUCUGCUCAUCGGCAAGCCAGGUUGUUCCAAGAGUUUGGCCAUGGGCGUGUUGCAGAACAACCUCAACGGCGAGGUUUCCAGCCGAGAUUUCUUCAAGUCGAUGCCGGCCGUGGACGUCUUCGCCUACCAGUGUUCGCCCCUCUCCACGCCCGACGCCAUCCUGAACGCCUUCCAUUCGGCGCGCCAGUCCAACCUCGGACACAAGAGCACCAUCGUCUGCGUGCUCCUCGAUGAAGUGGGUCUGGCAGAAGAGUCGCCACACCUGCCGCUGAAGGUGUUGCACAAAGAGCUCGAGGAUUUGCGGGGGAUCGCCUGUGUGGGCAUCUCCAACUGGGCCUUGGAUGCCGCCAAGAUGAGCCGUUGCGUGACGCUGUAUCGACCGCCGCCCACGGUGGCGGAUCUGAGCGUCACGGCGCAGGGCAUGGUCCAGUCGGAGAACUUGAAGUCCUACUUGAAGGCUUUGUCCCAAGGAUUUGCAGAGAUCUACAAGCGCCAGAAGCGUCCCGACUUCUGGGGCAUGCGCGAAUUCUACAGCACGGUGCGCGUGAUCAACGCGGAGCUGAAGAUCCGCGCGGCCGCCGGAUUGGAGGCGGUGCUCGAGGAGAAGGUGUUGAUGAAGACGGUCCAAAGAAACUUCGGAGGGCAACCUGAAGACCAACUGGAGGCUUGCAUCGAAGAGUUCUUCGAGCGCACUGGAAUGGACUUUGGCGACGUGGAGCGCCUGACCACGCAGGAGCUCAUUAAGCAGAAUCUGGAGGAGCCAGAUGCCAGGCACCUGAUGCUCUUGACCAAGAACAACGCCGCCUUGCGGCUACUCUUCGAGGGGGGGCUGUUGGACCACAGCCGUGCCGAGGUGAUGUUUGGAAGUACCUUCCCCAACGACCUCAGUGACAUGUUUGUGGCCAUGAACCUGCAAAGAAUCAAGAGCUACAUGCAGCAGCCGGUCUCCUUGGUCAUGGUGCAUUGCGACUCCCUUUAUGAGUCUUUGUACGACCUGCUGAACCAGCACUACAUGGAGUAUGCGGGCCAAAGAUAUGUGAGAAUCGCCCACGGCUCCAAAGCCAAGCAGUGCCCAAUUCACAAGCUCUUCAGGGUCAUCGUGGUAACCGAGCUGAGUGAUGCCUACUUCCGUUUGGCUCCGCCUCUGCUGAACCGCUUUGAGAAGCAGAUCUUCCUGCGAAAGGACUUGAUGACCAAGGCGGACGAGGCACUGCUGGCGCGCGUGAACAAGUUCUGGCACACGCUCUGCGAGCUGAUGAGCGCUGGCAAGACCGUGAAGGACGACGACGCUUUGGAGGAGGCCAUGGAACGUCCGGGCACCAUGCUGAACACCCAGUCGCACCGACCCAUCGCAGGCUACCACCCCGAACUGCUGAGUUCGCUGGUUUUCACCUUGCGGAAGAGCCACCUCGACAAAUCCUUGGACGAGUUGGCUGAGAUGUCCAAGAGGGCUUUGACAUGGGUCUUGACCCCAGAAGCGGUCUGCAUCACGGCUGCCACACUUCAGCCGAAGGAGAUGCACAUGAAAUUCGGUUUCGAUAUCGUGAGUGAAUACUUUGAGAAGCAGAGGCAUUCGGACCUGCCAUCCUUUGCCGAAAUGACCGUGGAGAACAAGGACUUCUGGUGCGAUGAGUAUGGAGGUCAGACAAUGGUGAUGACCUACAGUCCGAUCCGGGGCAAGGUGGGUGGUGAGCUUGGCAAGGUGACUGGUCUGGUGGCGCGAGCCGAAGUGUCGCUGCACGAACUCUCCUCCUCCACGGACAUUGAGAAGGCCGUGCACGACUUCUACAACUUGCAAGACACCUCGGGUACCAAGAACUUCUUGAUCAUCCAUGCCGAUCCCGUGGCCGCCUCGGUGCGAAUGAUUGAGCACUGCCGCUUUGUGUGCGAAAAGGCACGCAACAGCUUCUGCCAAAAGGGCAAGGGAACACCUGGGAGCAUGUUCGUUGUGCUGGUGGUCCACCUUCAACGAGGCUACGACGGCAAGUUCUCCUUCGACUUCGACUCCCAGUGGUCCGCGGUCUUUUUGGACUCCGUGGAACCCUCCGCAGAUCUGAGCUCCAUGCCGUCCCUGGGGGCAAUGCUCAACAUGCCACUGAUCGAAGUUGUGCAGGGCCUGGAGUUCCCCAAGUUGCUCCGCAGCUGCUUCCGUUCCUCCCUGUCGCGACUCAUGUAUCCACACAGUCGACGCCCCGACGAUUUGCAGAGACAGAUCCAACUGAUGUUGAAAUAUAUCGAAGAUGCCGAUUUCGUGAAAAUGGUCCGCGACUGGGUGCUACACAUCCUGCAGCACACCCCGAAGAACCGCGCCAACCCAUCCGAGGGCUCUGUGGGUGACGACAGGUGGGACACGACUGGAUCGUGCCAGUGCACCAACUUAUCUUUUAGACCUUUUAGAUGUUUUGAUAUCUUUUUAUGA
Molecule: messenger RNA, 7881 nt
Organism: Cladocopium goreaui
Lineage: Eukaryota; Dinophyceae; Suessiales; Symbiodiniaceae
Source: the annotation of a GenBank genome assembly